CCUCUCACAACGAACCUGUAAACACAGUACAUAGCAUCUGACUUCUCUGUCAUAUGCUCAACAGUUCAUUGAGUUCAGCUGAGCUUCAGAUUUGAACUCAGGGUUCAAAAUCACUUUCACUUCUCUCCUUUGGAGAUUCUCCCGUCAGGAUGUGGUUGUACCUCCUGUGCGGCGCCACCUUGCUGAUAGCGUAUGUACUGCACACACUGCUGACCACUUCUGGCAGCAGCUAUGGAGGCAACAGUCUGGAGGCUUUCAUAAGUCAGGAAGGUGACCUAGCAACAGAGAAGAUGAUUGACAGAUCUGCAGACAGAUACUCAGUGAACUACACAGACCCUGGGAAACAGGUCCUGGUCAUGUUUGGCACUGAAUAUGGCUGUAGCGAGGAGGUGGCCAAAAAACUCUUUGAUAGUGUUGCGUCCCUCCCACUAGAUGGCAGUGGUGCACGGCUGCAGCCCAGACUGGUGAAUGCCCAACAGCACAGUGCAGUAGACUGGAGUCAGGAAAGAGUGCUGCUGAUGGUUAUAUCUACCAGUGGGGAUGGCGUCCCACCAACAGAUGCCAGAGACUUUUGUGACUGGCUGCUGGGAACUCGAGACAUGGAAAUGUCCCACCUUCACUACUCUGUCUUAGCCUUGGGUGACUCCAACUACCCACACUUCUGUCGGACUGGGAGGAGUCUGGAUAAAAGGCUGACAGACCUUCGUGCCACCCAACUCGUGCCUCGCUCUGAUGUGGACCAGGAAGACUGGAGCGUCAUAGACUCCUGGAUUGAUGCAGUUCUGGACGUCCUGCCUGCUGUUGCUAUAGAGACCAAACUGGACUACCUGUCACUCGAUGCAGUCUCCUCUGACCAGGCAUACCAUAGAACAAGGCCUUUCAUGGCAACUAUGACAGUGAAAAGAAGCCUUACAGUACAGGAGACAUCUGAUGAUAAGGAAACCAUCCACUGUGAGUUUGAGCUGGCAGGAAGUGGUCUAACCUUCACCGCAGGAGAUGCCCUGGGAAUCUACCCACAGAACAACCCAGCAGAAGUCAGAGCAGUGCUGACAGCUCUCCAGGCUACAGGAACAGAACUGGUGGCAGCUCCAUCAUGGGUGUACCACCCCCAACCAGAUGGGAAAAUUCCUCUUGAGGAGGCCUUGAUGAAGUAUUAUGACCUGAAGCAUGUGAACCCAGAACUUGUGAAGCUGCUCACCAAACACACAUCCAACAGGAAGGAGAGGUUGGAAGGAGAAAGGCUGCUGAAGGAUGGGCUGUCCAAAAAUAACAUUGUCCUCUGGAGCUACCUGCAAUCCAACGAGGUAGCAGAUGUGCUGAGGAACUUCCAGAGAGCGCAUCCACCCCUUCAUCUGUUGUUGAGCAAGCUAAAGGGUCUUCAGCCAAGAUACUACUCCAUCGCCUCUUCCCCUGUUCUGGACCCGGAGAAGGCCAGUGUGACAGCUGCCGUGGUGCGAUACAGUCUGCACGGGAUCCCGCGCACUGGGGUCACCACCACGUAUCUUCAGGACAGGCUCCAGGUCAACCAAUUGUGUCCCGUCUUCAUCAGCCACACCCCUGACUUCAGGUUGCCUAGCAACAACAACCUGUCAAUCAUCAUGAUCGGCCCCGGAACAGGCAUUGCACCUUUUAUGGCUUUUAUACAAGAAAGAGUUGCUACAGGUGCAUCUGGAGACAACAUUCUCUACUUUGGAUGCCGACAUAGAAGCAAGGAUUUUCUCUACAAAAGUGAACUAGAGUCUUGGACCAAGAACAGGAGCUUGAGACUGAGAGUUGCCUUCUCCAGAGAUCAAGACAAGAAGAUCUAUGUGCAAGACCUGCUUCAAACAGAUGCCAAGAACAUAUGGAGACAUCUGCAGAACGGAGCUCACGUCUACGUGUGUGGUGAUGCCAGACACAUGGCGCAUGACGUGCACCAGGCUCUGACGGACAUCUGUCAGGGACAGGGAGACAUGGACGCUGGACAGGCCAGGACUUUCCUGCUGGAGAUGGAACAGGUCAACAGAUACCAGAAGGACGUGUGGGUCACCUGACCUGUCAUGAACUUUACCCUUUGACCUGGUGUGUGGAGCAUGAGUUCCUGUUCUUGCCUACAUGUACAUCUUUUAAACAAAGAAAUCUGGGUAAAUCUGCUAUACACAAAUGCAAUAUUCCUAAUAAGAUGUCACACAUCCACUAAAAUAUUUUGACAAUAGAAUGAUCUAAAUUUGGUAACAAUUUCAUGUCUUUCUUUCUUUGAAGAAGCAUUUGACAAACAAUAUUGGUUUAUUACAUUUAUUCAAAAUCAGAAUCAAUAUAAAAAUCUGCAUCAAUAGUUUCUUCUGUAGUUAGAACAUUGUUCUAAAAAUAUGACACGAUUUGAUAAUCUGAAAACUCAGGGAUGGAGUUUGCUUCCAAUACAUGUCAACUGCUCAGGGAGUACUACAUGUGUAGUACAUAUUUGAUGAAAACAGCUAUUAAAAUUAUGUACAUUGUACUUUUUACACUCAGUCUUGUCAAGCGGUAUGGACAAUUCUUUGUAUGUCUUUUCAAAAAUAUGAAUUUUCCAUUGU
Branchiostoma floridae (Florida lancelet) is the source of this 2552-nucleotide messenger RNA. Its product is annotated as NADPH oxidoreductase A-like. The transcript is spliced from 13 exons. The record is from RefSeq and is a predicted model, not a curated record. Bases 150 to 2033 code for a protein of 627 amino acids. Gene Ontology annotation, cellular component: cytosol. Gene Ontology annotation, molecular function: oxidoreductase activity; flavin adenine dinucleotide binding; FMN binding. NCBI's taxonomy places the organism in Eukaryota, Metazoa, Chordata, Leptocardii, Amphioxiformes, Branchiostomatidae.